This is a messenger RNA of Leptosia nina, 636 nucleotides long. The record is from the annotation of a GenBank genome assembly. NCBI's taxonomy places the organism in Eukaryota, Metazoa, Arthropoda, Insecta, Lepidoptera, Pieridae.
AUGAAGAUGACGGUAAAUCGAAUAAGAGUGGUGGUGCUGGGCAGUCCGCGAAGUGGAAAGUCGGCGGUGGUAGUGCGUUACCUCACGAAGCGGUAUAUCGGCGAAUACAGCUCGACUGGCGAUUUUCUUUAUCAGCAUCGCGUGGCAUUCGAUGGAGUGGUUUCAGAAGUUGAAAUACUUGACACCUCAAAUUGUGCGAUCCGCGGUUGCCUUGGUGAUCACGUGCGCUGGGGUGAUGCCUUCGCUGUAGUAUAUUCUGUCUGCGAACGCCGCUCGUUCCUAGCUGCUGCAGAACUCCUGUCACUGCUAGAACGGACGAGGCUCCCCGGCUGUGCCGCUAUCACCCUCUUGGGCAAUAAGCGUGACCUCGAACACGCGAGGGAGGUCCACGCGGAAGAGGGACAGGAGUUAUCGCUCCGUUUCGGGUGUCAGUUCUAUGAGGUGUCCGCGGCAGAAUCAUGCGCGGGCGCAGCGCUAGCCUUCCACGCGUUAUUGCGGGAGGCACGAGCCCUCGCCUUAUUAUUACCCGCUCCUAGGCGAAAACUCGCCGCCUACUCCGUUUCAAAGGUAAUCGGGACGAUUUUUGGAAAAAACAGCAAGAGUGUUCGAAAAAAACGACCAUCGCUUAGUAUCUAA